AUACGCUAUUUUAAAAACAAAGCCUUUGCAAUACUUGGUGAAGCAGAUUUCGAGCUCCACAAGUGUAGGCAUUCGAACAAACCCGCUCUAGAAUCUGAAGCAAGUAGAGAGCAAGAAGAUGUAGAGCAAAGUUAUGCAAAGGAAAAAAUUGGCGUGAAACCUGGUGAGACCAGGACGCUAGCGUACCUUGAAACAAACUCAAGAACAUGAUGACAAUAAGCUUCCCAGCAGCACCCCCUGAAGUAACAAAGUGAGAAACUUUUCCAUUCAUUGCAUCAUGAGGACGGUAUAGCUGGAUGUAUGUGACCAGCGCAUACAAUGGGACGUGCGAUUACCCAAGAAAUUAACAGAAGAAUAAACAAGUAUGGUACAAGUUUCAUGCAGCCUAGCCCUAUUUUGCAUUCCAAGACACCAGCGGUGCAGGGCCAGCUGCCACAGUGUAUUCAGUAGUUCAGCAACUCUUCGGGACAAAGCCUUGCAUGCAGUUAAGUCCCCUCUGGCAAGUAAGGGUUUAAGUAUACCAAGAUUAGAGCCAGUGUCACCCACAUGGCCUCAAAUCUCGCAGCAGAGGUCAAACAUGCUCUUCAAGGCCAUCCUAUAACAUCUGUAUUUGUGUGAUUGUAAAUCAAAGCACACAAUGACAUUGCUAUACAUUGUUGACCAGCAUUUGAACCAAAUUAUGCCACAUCACCCUGACUAUACGUGGAGCCUUAAUUAUUGUAUUAAUACAACAACAAUAUUUCACACCUCAUGAAAGUCCUGGAUAUUUUUGUCUCUACUGAGACAAACUUACAAUAAUUUGUUUCAUGAAUGAGACACUUAUUUAUCUUUUCGAUGUCUUACAUGAAUUAUUAGGAUGAGCACAAGAAUUUAGUGCCAUUCCAAUUUGUCAAGUGUAUAGGUCAAAAUAUUUGCCCUAUCACUUCCUUUGGCAAUAAAUUACCAACAGCCAACAUGAUUUCCACAGUCGGUAAAAGCAAGGGCCCAUAUAUAUUAGAGCCAUAAAGAAACUGAGAUUAUCUGAAAGCUCUAAUGAUGUUGAAGAUGAAGAUGAUAAGGACACAGAAGAACCUGAG
Messenger RNA from Porites evermanni, 1076 nucleotides. NCBI's taxonomy places the organism in Eukaryota, Metazoa, Cnidaria, Anthozoa, Scleractinia, Poritidae. The record is from the annotation of a GenBank genome assembly.